GGCCGUGGGCCGGGAGCCGUGGAGCGGGCGGCGUUGGCGGAGCCGCGGGCGGAGUGGAACGGAACGAACCGAGGCGGGAGACGCACAGCUACCCCGGACGCACAGCCUGCAGCGGUGUCCGUCGGGAGCGGAGCCCAGCCAAGCCGCGGGAAGGACUGCGCAGUAAUUGGAUUUUGAAAGUUACUUAAGCCCCGAAGUAAAAUACACGGCUCAGCCGGGCGCGGUAAUAAUCCAUUUAGCCGUAACCCAAAUCCCCGGGGCCGUGCAGUCGUGCAAGGAGCAGCGCCUCCGCCUCGCCGUCGCCGCGGGACCCUGAGCGGAGCUGGCCAGAGCCGUCGCCGGGCUACGAGCGCGUCUCCUGUUUUCGUCGCUGCCGCUGCCUUCUCCGGAGAGCAGCUCCGGAAACUUUCGCCGAGAGAAGCGCCGCCACCGCUCUGUGAGCGCCGCCGCGUCGGAGCGGAGGAAGAAAGUCGUGGAGGAAAGGCGCGGAGCCGCGUUCCUCCCGUCGCCGCGCUCCUGCCCCACCGAAGGGGCCCCGCCGCCGCCCUCUGGUCGCUGAUGCCCCUGGGGCGUCGCGCCGGCCGGCUCUGAAAGACUCCCCGAGGCUCCCCGGGCCCCCGGCCGCCCCGGCGAUGCGGGCUGGCGGAGAAUGCGGGGGAGCGGCCGCCGCCGGCUGCCCCUUUCUGGGGCUGGCCGUGCUGCUGGCCGCCCUCCUGGGGACCCCCGCGGGUGCCACGGCACAGCAGUACCACGGCGAGAAGGGCAUCUCCGUGCCGGACCAUGGUUUCUGCCAGCCCAUCUCCAUCCCGCUCUGCACGGAUAUCGCCUACAACCAGACCAUCCUGCCCAACCUGCUGGGCCACACCAACCAGGAGGACGCAGGGCUGGAGGUGCACCAGUUCUACCCGCUGGUCAAGGUGCAGUGCUCGCCCGAGCUGAAGUUCUUCCUCUGCUCCAUGUACGCGCCGGUGUGCACCGUGCUGGAGCAGGCCAUCCCACCCUGCCGCUCCCUCUGUGAGCGGGCCCGUCAGGGCUGCGAGGCCCUCAUGAACAAGUUCGGCUUCCAGUGGCCAGAGCGGCUCCGCUGCGAGAACUUCCCUGUUCACGGUGCGGGUGAGAUCUGCGUGGGGCAGAACACAUCGGACGCCCCACCAGGACCUGGUGGUGCGGCGGGUCGGGGGAUCACUGCCCACCCCACAGCUGGCUACCUCCCUGACUUUCUUACCCCACCACAGCCACCCUCUGGCUUCUCCUUCUCUUGCCCCCGGCAGCUCAAAGUGCCCUCCUACUUGGGCUACCGGUUCCUGGGGGAGCGGGACUGUGGAGCCCCCUGUGAGCCAGCCCGGCCCAAUGGGCUCAUGUACUUUAAGGAGGCAGAGGUGCGAUUUGCCCGGCUAUGGGUGGGCGUGUGGUCCGUGCUUUGCUGUGCCUCCACCCUCUUCACCGUGCUCACCUAUCUGGUAGAUAUGCGUCGUUUCAGCUAUCCGGAGAGGCCCAUCAUCUUCCUCUCGGGCUGCUACUUCAUGGUGGCAGUGGCCUAUGCAGCAGGCUUCUUGCUGGAGGAGCGGGUAGUGUGUCUAGAGCGCUUCUCUGAGGAUGGUUACCGCACUGUGGCCCAAGGUACCAAGAAAGAAGGCUGCACCAUCCUCUUCAUGAUCCUUUACUUCUUCGGCAUGGCCAGCUCCAUCUGGUGGGUUAUCCUGUCCCUCACCUGGUUCCUGGCUGCUGGCAUGAAGUGGGGCCAUGAGGCCAUUGAGGCCAACUCCCAGUACUUUCAUCUGGCUGCCUGGGCUGUGCCUGCUGUCAAAACCAUCACCAUCUUGGCCAUGGGGCAGGUGGAUGGGGAUGUACUCAGUGGGGUGUGUUAUGUAGGUAUCUACAGCGUGGACUCGCUGAGGGGCUUUGUGCUGGCACCCUUGUUUGUGUAUCUCUUCAUUGGCACUUCCUUCUUGCUGGCUGGCUUCGUCUCCUUGUUUCGCAUCCGCACCAUCAUGAAGCACGAUGGCACAAAGACAGAGAAACUGGAGAAGCUGAUGGUGCGCAUUGGUGUCUUCAGUGUCCUCUACACGGUGCCUGCCACCAUUGUCCUGGCAUGUUACUUCUACGAGCAGGCCUUCCGUGGCACCUGGGAGAAGACGUGGCUCCUCCAGACCUGCAAAACAUAUGCUGUGCCCUGUCCCAGCCACUUUGCCCCUAUGAGCCCAGACUUCACUGUCUUCAUGAUCAAGUACCUCAUGACCAUGAUUGUUGGGAUCACAACUGGCUUCUGGAUUUGGUCUGGCAAAACCCUUCAGUCCUGGCGACGCUUCUACCACAGACUCAGUACCGGCAGCAAAGGCGAGACGGCAGUAUGAGACCCCCAUCCCCUCUGGCACACACACACUCACACAUGCAUACACGCAGAGGAGGCAGAGGAGAUGGAUACUCAGCAUAGGAGUAGGGCAAUGGUUCCCUGAAGAGGGAGGAAGAGAGGCUUUUCCAAACUUUUUCCUCCUCACAGAAGGUUUGAAAGAAAAAAAUUUUUAAAAAAUCAUUGCAUAAAGGAUCAGUCAAACUAUGUCCAGUGGUGCUUACGACCAGCUAAGUGGGAGAGGACUGAAAAAGAGGCCGCCGCUGGGACAGGACAGUCCUUCACUCAGAAGUCUCCUUACUUCUCUCCUGCUACUCCUGUUGAGGAACAGAAACUCCAACCCAACUAAAAUCAUCCUUGCCUUGCUUCGGACAAGAGGGAGGGGAAGCCAGAUAUGUUGAGCCACCCCUGCCGUGAAGUAGCCAAACGCUCUCUGAACUGCCGGGGCCAAAUUGCAGCGUGGGCAGGGUAACUCCGAGCCCGAGCUCGCUGCCUGCUCCUUCCAGCUCGGCGGAGCCAUCACAAACAACUCUCAUGACGGCUAAAGAAUUCCGGCACAAAGUAGAUGAAGGCAAAGAUGCGGCCUCUCUAAAGCAGCCCGGAGCGAGCACGGGAAGCAGAGACCGAACGCAGCCGUGUGCGAGGGGACUGAAGAGCGCCUGUGCCUGACCCUACUGCUCCUCUAGCAGGGGCAGGAGGUGGGCUGGCUUUCCAGAGCUCUGACCAAACCUCGCGGCAGCUUUCUGCUUUUAUGGUAGGCUAAACCCAAGUCCUGCAUUCGAGUGCUGGAAGACUUAAAAAUCUGUGCUUUACAGUUUCUUUGAGCCACCAACUGUCUUUUGUGGUAAGAAAUCCCUGAUCUGCAAAAACUAAUUAAUCUGUGGAUGGUUUUGCAGUUAUGAAGGCACAGAACUUUGUAUCAUUGCCCAAAGACAGGGAUAUGGUUUUCUGUUUUGAGAGUUCUUAAGACUUUUGCCACUUCACCUAAUAAAGUCAACAUAAACAGUUAA
Catharus ustulatus (Swainson's thrush) is the source of this 3360-nucleotide messenger RNA. RefSeq names its product frizzled class receptor 7 (gene FZD7). Gene Ontology annotation, molecular function: Wnt receptor activity; Wnt-protein binding. Gene Ontology annotation, biological process: non-canonical Wnt signaling pathway; canonical Wnt signaling pathway. The coding region runs from base 633 to 2354 and encodes 573 amino acids. NCBI's taxonomy places the organism in Eukaryota, Metazoa, Chordata, Aves, Passeriformes, Turdidae. The transcript is spliced from 2 exons. The record is from RefSeq and is a predicted model, not a curated record. Gene Ontology annotation, cellular component: plasma membrane.